GCCGAAGGUAGCAAGAGCUGAUAUAGAAACGUCAUUUGUUGCGUAUUUUUCAACAGUACGGUACUGCAAACUUUAUUUCCAGAAUUUCCUAAUUUUAAAAUAUUCACAACUCUUUGUGGAAUAGAUGACUCUCAAAAUGUGCUGAUAUUGUUUGCGUAAAGGUGAUUGCUUUGCGCUAAACCUAUAUAUUGCUGCUAGAAAGAUUCUUUCAGUGUGUGCGAGUUGAGGAGCAAAGCCAAAAAUUACAUAAAGAAAAAGAAAUUUAAUAUCAUUUGCGAACGUUUUUGGAACAAAAGGAUCAUCAGCUGAGCAACUUUGGUCGAGUAACAGAAUAUCAUUUUCAUUCGAUUAAACCAACCAGGGAUAGUUCCAGAACUAGUCGACAGUAGCUGCUAGGAAAAACAAAAUGUCAACUCCAGCUCGCAGACGUCUAAUGAGAGAUUUCAAAAGACUCCAGGAAGAUCCACCGACCGGCGUUUCCGGAGCCCCUACAGAUAACAACAUUAUGAUAUGGAAUGCUGUGAUUUUCGGCCCUCACGAUACACCUUUUGAAGAUGGUACCUUUAAGCUGACGAUAGAGUUCACUGAAGAGUAUCCAAACAAGCCACCAACAGUUCGCUUCGUGUCGAAAAUGUUCCACCCGAACGUAUAUGCCGAUGGAGGUAUUUGUUUGGAUAUUUUACAAAACAGAUGGAGUCCUACGUACGAUGUGUCAGCAAUUCUGACCUCGAUACAGUCAUUACUUAGCGAUCCUAAUCCAAAUUCACCUGCGAAUUCGAUGGCAGCACAACUUUACAAGGAGAAUCGUCGAGAGUAUGAAAAGCGAGUGAAAGCCUGUGUCGAGCAAAGUUUCAUCGACUAGCCCUAUUUUCUCAAGAUCUGUUCCGUUUAUCGGUGUAGUUUUCCUCUUGAAACAAAUUCGCGUUACCUAUUCCAUCUUGUUUUCUUCUCAAAUCACAUUUCAGUACACCCUGUCUUCAGUUAAAAUUUCUGACUAUUAAAUGCGCUAUAAAAAUCUGUGAAUGUACGUGCUGUACUAUACACAAUUACUUGCGUACAGAAGCUAUUGAGUAGCUGGUAGUGAUAAACACAUUGUAACUGUCAGAAUUCGUAAAGCUAGCCACAAAAGAUAAAUAACCACAAGUACUAACAAAGAAUUAUUCACAUCAUACACUUAAAAGGAACAUUCUGCUGCAAACAAUGUGUUUCUUGGAUGAUUCUGUUUCGGAAAAAAUGAAACAAACAUGAUUCACAAGAACAAGUCAAAUGUUGAUAUGGACAACAAAACAGACUAAAAUGGAUUUAAAUAUUGAUCAAAUGAAUAAAUAAAAGUUCUUAACUUCGUAACUUGGGAUAUAUA
Molecule: messenger RNA, 1360 nt
Organism: Malaya genurostris
Lineage: Eukaryota; Metazoa; Arthropoda; Insecta; Diptera; Culicidae
Gene: Ubc6
Product: ubiquitin-conjugating enzyme E2-17 kDa
Exons: 4
Coding region: 407-862 (151 amino acids)
Biological process (GO): proteasome-mediated ubiquitin-dependent protein catabolic process; DNA repair; protein polyubiquitination
Cellular component (GO): HULC complex
Molecular function (GO): ubiquitin conjugating enzyme activity
Source: RefSeq, a predicted model, not a curated record